Messenger RNA from Dermacentor andersoni, 1261 nucleotides. RefSeq lists its product as uncharacterized. The record is from RefSeq and is a predicted model, not a curated record. NCBI's taxonomy places the organism in Eukaryota, Metazoa, Arthropoda, Arachnida, Ixodida, Ixodidae.
CGCAGUUUCUUGGCCUUCUGAUGCAACCGUAUGACAGCUACCGGGAUGCCACUGCGAUCACCGCCUCUGCGCGUGACCGCGACGCCCCACUACGACACGUGCAUCAAAAUCCGAUAUGGACGCCAACGGAUUACCUGCAUGAUCACAUCACGUCAGCAAGCACUGAGCGCUUCCUGUGGCACCUGCAGGGGGUGUCACUGUGCCGAGACGCUAUAAAAGGACUUCCAGCAAAUUUCUUUGCCACUGGGCACGGCGGCUUCCAGAACAUGCGGCUGCUUCACAAUCUGCUUCUCUUCUUUACGCAGUUUCUUGGCCUUCUGAUGCAACCGUAUGACAAAUGCCAGGAUGUCAUUGCGACCACCGCCUUUGCGCAUGACCGCGACGCUUCACCACGACACGUGCAACAAAAUCCGAUAUGGAUGCCAACGGAUUACCUGCAUCUCAUCACGUCAGCAAGCACUAUGUGCAUCCUGUGGAACCUGCAGGGUGCGUCAAGGACUUCCAGCAAAUUUCCUUGCCACUGGGCACGGCGGCUUCCAGAACAUGCGGCUGCUUCACAAUCUGCUUCUCUUCUUUACGCAGCGCUACCCGAUGGCAGUGUUGAAGUGACCAUACAACAUCUAGCCCGUGCCGGGACAUCUGAAAUGGAAAUUGGGCUCGAUACGCUGUUCACCGUAACAGCAGUCGGCGUACCCAUUGCUACCUUGAGGAAGCUGGUGGGCCUUCUUAUCGAAGAGCUGGCGUAGCCCUUUCACCAUGACACUGGGAAUGAGAUAUUUGAUUACCAAAACUGGUAAAAUAUCUGUUCUCGACCAGAAGGUGGCGGCUAUUAACGAGAAGAGUGCCCAACGUGGAGGCGCCAUGACCAUAGGCAACACAUUUAAAGCCGUCGCAAAUGGACAUCUUUCCUUCACUGACGCGAAGCUCAAGGAAGCCAAGGAAAGGUUACACAACAAGGGGGUCUCGGUAAGCCGAAUCGACAGUCGCAACGCGACGCUCCAAAUAGUGGACGAGAAUGUAGCUUCGGCUGCUAUGGCCAAAGAGGAGACCAUUGGCCAUAAGGAAAAGCCUGUGGAGACUGAACUGGCCUCCCACAAGAUCCGAGUUGACAUGGAUCACAAGAAAACGCGCCAGGAUGACGGCACAGAAAAGGAGGAGACGCUCAUAACAGCCACAUACCGUGGCCUCACGGAAGAGCUUCCUAGAAAGCUGGUGAAAUAUUUUGUUGAGGGCCUGUGAAUAAAAUGUCAUUUUCACUGUA